This is a messenger RNA of Sporisorium graminicola, 2364 nucleotides long. RefSeq lists its product as uncharacterized. Gene Ontology annotation, molecular function: protein serine/threonine kinase activity; ATP binding. Gene Ontology annotation, biological process: protein phosphorylation; intracellular monoatomic cation homeostasis; intracellular signal transduction. The transcript has a single exon. The coding region runs from base 1 to 2364 and encodes 787 amino acids. The record is from RefSeq and is a predicted model, not a curated record. Lineage: Eukaryota; Fungi; Basidiomycota; Ustilaginomycetes; Ustilaginales; Ustilaginaceae.
AUGGCUGAAAGCAUCACACAUACUGAAGACGCCACAUCAGAAGGCGGCAACCCUCCCAAGGAACCCGGCGAAACACGCACCCCGUCUCCCGGUGCAAGUGCCCCUGCUACCGCCGCUGCCACCACCGCCGCCGCUCCGACCGCGUCCAAGCCCAACGGCACCACAACAAAACCAUCCGCUAUCCUCGCCAACUGCGAACCCAAGCCUCUCAUGGCCACACCUUACUCGGAUCGCAUCCAGGCCGCCAUGCGCGAAGGAAGCGUUCGCAUCCCCACGGAGGAGCGAGAGAUUCGGGCGCGCGAGUUGAUCGUGUUUUCCGACAGCGAGACCGAGUCCAACCUCUCGCGUCCUCCCUCCCCGGACCGCGAUCGCUUUCCCAAGCACCGUCUUAGCGGCCUCCAGAGCAAAGAUCACAAUAUCGUCAAGCAUGGCCUCGAAGCGGAAGGUCUGGACGGUCUCGCUGCUCGUCUCGAACUGACGCGCGAGAACAGCCCGUACGACAUCCGUGCCCAGCUCGCCGCGCCCGGCACCAGUCUUCCCUCUCUCGUUGCCUCCAGGCGUCCCUCGGCCGGCGCCGCUCCAGCUCAGGCCAAUGCUGCAUCUGCGGCGUCUGCUGCUGCCGCUGCCGCUGCAGCUGCUUCGCGCCCCUCAUCGCCUCCACCGCGCGCCAUGUCGCCCAGCAAAGCGCCCGCUUCCACCAAGCUCAGCCACAACACGCUCUCCGGACCUACGAGUGCCACCUUCUCUUCGGCCAGCAGCACCACGCCGCGGCCCCAGGCGCCUACCGAGCCUACACGCGUUCCCUCCAGCACCGGCGAGGCCAAGCCGAAGGAGAAAGAGGCCAAGGGCAUGUUCCAUCGCAUGCUGUCCGGUGCCGGUCGCGGGUUUUCCGACAAGGACAAAGCCGACGCUGCUGCCUCCAACAGCCCUAGCCGCGAACGUCCAUCGCCACGCACUGCUGCCAGCCAGCAGGGCAGCGGUCACAUUUCGCCCUUGCGCUCCCCCUCGCUCAGCCGAGGCUCCACGCCUCCCACCAGCCCGCGCAAUGAGAUGGACGAGCCCGGUCUGGCUGCUUCGUACCAGGCCAUGAACCUCACCAGCCCACCCACCAGCCAGCCGCCCAGCCGCAACGUCUCGAUCAAGCGCAAGGACGGCAAGCCCGAGGGCAGCUCCAAGGAUGGCAGCGCCAACGAAGGCAGUCGACUCACGGUGGCAGCCUUGCGCGACUGGGACGCCAAGGGCAAGCCCGACAAGUCGAGCAGCAGCAAGAAAUCGGAUCGCGGCAAGGACGGCGACGCCAAGUCCACUGCCAGCUCGACGCUGCGCGACAUGAUCAUGGGCAGCGCGCCCAAGCUCUCGCGCCGAGGCUCCAGCGCCAGCCACGGCAACAAGUCGGAUGGAGGCAGCAAGAAGGGCGGCAGCGCCAAGGGCAGCGCCGCUGGAGGCGAGACUGCCAGUCUGCUCAAAAAGUACGGUGUAUGCGAGAAGGCCGCCAUCGGCAAGGGCGCCACCGCGGUGGUGCGCCUGGCGCAUAAGUGGGACCGAUCCACCGAAAAGCUUUACGCCGUCAAAGAGUUCCGCAAGCGUCGCAAGAACGAGACCGAGAAGGAGUACGUCAAGAAGCUCACCUCGGAAUUUUGCAUUUCGUCGACGCUGCACCACAUCAACAUUGUCGAAACGGUCGAUCUGGUGCAGGACGAGAACCGACAUUGGUGCGAGGUCAUGGAGUACUGCCCUGGUGGCGAUCUGUACGCUGCCAUCAAGCGCGGAGGCAUGUCGCAGGCCGAGGUCGAGUGUUCGUUCAAGCAGAUCCUCAACGGCAUCUUCUACCUGCACUCGAUGGGUGUAGCGCAUCGCGACAUCAAGCCCGAGAACUUGCUGCUGGACGGACACGGUCACAUCAAGAUCACGGACUUUGGUGUCUCGGACGUGUUCAGGAUGUGCUGGGAAAAGUCGACGCACUACUCGAAGGGUCUCUGCGGAUCCGAGCCUUACAUCGCGCCGGAACAGUUUGAGAAGAAGGAGUACGAUGCCAGGCUCGUCGACGUGUGGGCCGCCGCCGUCGUGUUUUACUGCAUGCAGUUCCAGGAGCUGCCCUGGCGCGUUGCCAAGAUGUCGGACCCAACGUUCAAGGAGUAUGUUCAAUCGUACGCGACCAGCCCAGCGCCGUCGCCGCUCUCGAACUUGAGUCCGAGAGAGUGCCGACCGCUCCUCAAGAAGAUGCUGUGUCCCGAUCCCAAGGGCAGGUGGACGAUGGACGAGGUGUUGAAGGAUCCGUGGUUGAUGUCGGUGCCUCUUUGCGAGGAGGGCAAGCAGAACGAUCAUACCCACUCGGCUGCUCCUAGCGCUGCUAGUCAGGGGUGA